This is a messenger RNA of Lineus longissimus, 8008 nucleotides long. RefSeq names its product probable nuclear hormone receptor HR38. The record is from RefSeq and is a predicted model, not a curated record. Gene Ontology annotation, biological process: regulation of transcription by RNA polymerase II; cellular response to corticotropin-releasing hormone stimulus. Gene Ontology annotation, cellular component: transcription regulator complex; nucleus. The transcript is spliced from 8 exons. Gene Ontology annotation, molecular function: RNA polymerase II cis-regulatory region sequence-specific DNA binding; nuclear receptor activity; zinc ion binding. Bases 41 to 2170 code for a protein of 709 amino acids. NCBI's taxonomy places the organism in Eukaryota, Metazoa, Nemertea, Pilidiophora, Heteronemertea, Lineidae.
UCUCGUAAGUGCGGGCAGAGAGUGGAUGCAGUUAGUCUGAAUGCGUUAUUUUAGCUUGGAUACCACACUGGAUACGAAGAGGCCGUGCGUUAAGCACGAGAAAAGGAAGGAAAGCAUUUCUAGGCAGAGUGUCAGAGGGGAUAGUAUCACCACGGCCCUUUCUCCAGACAUCCCUCUUUCACCCUCGACCCUAUCUACCGGAUCUAGUUUACCUGGGACAUCCUCGGUACCAGGACAAGCACAGGACAUGCUGGUUGUCCAAUCCCCGGUGAAUUACCAGAGUGGCUACGAUGCCGAUGUGAGCCAGCUCCCCACCACGUGCCAGGCUAGCAUAUUCAGUACCCUGGCCAGUGAGGUCCAAGGCUUCGACUACCCCCCGGCGUGCAUGCAGACGUACCAGUCGGAGGCAGAUUACUCGAGCGAACCUUCAACAGUAGACUCGUUUGCGCAGGGGUACGAUCCCCAGUGCACGACUAGUAUGAGCACAGGUUUCCAGGAGAGCACGCAAACUGCCCUGCCAAGCUUUCUGGAUACCUACAGCGUCCACGGAAGCUACAGUGUGUUCCCGACAGAUUCGAAGUCGUCACAGUCCUUUGAAUUUCCAGACGAACAGUUCUCCAUAUCGGGCCAAGAGAAAUUACCAAGUAUGACAAUGCACUAUCAGGGACAAUAUACAGCGUUUCCAACAGACGAGACAUUUAAAGGAGGAUUCGAAACUCCUGAAUACAGUGUUCCAAAAACACAGCCACAGUCACAUGCCUCCUAUACGCAAGGUUUUGAACCAAAAGACUCAUUUCUCGGACAGUUUCAGUCUCCUAGUCACUUAUUCACUGAACCACAAGGAUUUCAGAGCUACCAGCCGGGAUUCCUCUCUACUGCUGGGAAGUCGGAGUCGGGAUUCAGUGUCCCUGGCGUGAUCCCACCCCAGUCAAGCCAGGCUGGGUCAGGCUAUCGCCGGACAGACCUCAGUGUACAGCUACCCAGACCACCGUUUAGACGACGACCGUCUUUGACCUUAGGCAGCCCACUCACUCCUGAAUCAAGCAUGGAGCUCCAGAAAUAUCAGAUCCAGUCACCGACGACGCCCUCCACGCCCUCCUCGACGCGGUCUUCACCGGCCCACUGCGACCAGCCCGUCAAGGAAAACAUGCUGUGCGCAGUCUGCGGCGACAACGCCGCCUGCCAACACUACGGAGUCCGGACCUGCGAAGGCUGCAAAGGCUUCUUCAAGCGGACCGUUCAGAAGAAUGCAAAAUACGUUUGCCUCGGAGAUAAAAAUUGCCCUGUGGACAAGCGGCGGAGAAACAGAUGCCAGUUUUGCCGGUUUCAAAAAUGUUUAGCUGUUGGCAUGGUGAAAGAGGUUGUGAGGACAGACAGCCUGAAGGGUCGACGCGGCCGGCUUCCAACCAAACCCAAGUCACCGCAGGAGAGCCCCCCGUCACCCCCAGUCAGUCUGAUCACGGCGAUGGUCCGAGCUCACGUUGACACCUCUCCAGACUUACCAAACCUAGAUUUUAGCCAGUUCGAAAUCCCAGCCACGGAUUCCAGCCCGUCAUCCACGACUGCCGAGAUCAUCACACAAUUCUAUGACAUCAUCAUCAGUUCCAUUGACGUCAUCAAAGGUUGGGCAGAGAAGAUACCCGGAUUCAUGGACCUCUGUAAGGAGGACCAAGAACUACUCUUUAACUCGGCUACCCUGGAGCUCAUAAUACUGCGAGUCGCUCAUAGAAUUACCCAGUCCGACAUUGACAAGAUAACCUUUUGCACGGGCCUCGUCCUCCAUCGACUUCAAUGCUUGCGGAGCUUCGGGGAUUGGAUAAACUCCAUCAUCGAGUUUGGUCUGUCGUUACACAGGAUGGAGCUCGAUCUUUCCUCACUUGCCUGCAUGGCUGCCCUCACAAUGAUCACACAACGCCAUGGACUUAAGGAACCAAAAAGAAUGGAAGAUCUUCAAAUGAAAGUCAUCGACGCAUUACGAGACCACUGCGUAUACAACUGUGAGGCCCAGAAAAUCCCUAACUUUUUCUCAAAAAUACUCGGAAAAAUACCAGAGCUUAGGACUCUCAGCCGCGAAGGGCUGCAGCGGCUGUUUUAUUUAAAACUCGAUGAUAUAACUGAGACGCCCGAACUUAUAGAAAAAUUAUUCCUCGAGAGUCAACUGCCAUUUUAAAAAGUAGCAGGGAUUUUGAGAAAUUUCGGACCAGUCACGUGGCCGCAGGAAAAGUGACGUCAUAAUUUGCUGUGGUCUUUCUCAACUAUAAAGACUUCACUCAACUCUCUCAGGAUUUCUUUUAUCAAUGCACUACCACAAGAACUGAUGACCUUAGCGACACUUUCAUCGGGCAGGCUGUCAGAAUUACGUUACCCUAAAGCGGCAACGUCGAUCAAACCAGGAAUUGGGACUAUCAUCACUUAAUGUACAGUGAAUGUAAUGAAAUCGUCGCCAUUUUGUAUUUCAUAAAAUACAUGAUGUAUACAUGCACAAAUAUUCUAGGCUAAAUGCAGUCUGUUAGAAUAGCAAUCGCGUGGUAGGACUAGAUAUCAUGCGACUUGUUCACUUCACACACUUUGGCAAUAAAAUGUAGGUACACAAUAAUUGUUCGUGAUCUUGGUGAAAAUAAUGAUGAUAUACUCAUUUUAAGGAACACACUUUUGUAUGUAGAGACCAGGUAAAUUUAAAUGCUCGUACAUCUGUAUGCCUAUAUUUGUUUCCUGUUCUGACUGGUUUGUGUACCGGUUCUGGCUGGUUAAGUUGUUUUGGUUCAACAUGCUGUGUUGUUAAGCAGCCUUCCUUUAUUUCUGCUGAGGGGUCAAAAGAAAGGCCCUUAGUUAAAUUAGAUGAAAACAUUGGAAAUCAUGAUAUUGUUAAUGUUAAUGUUGCGGUAUUCCAGUUGGUGCUUUCUUUAGUUGAAUUAGUAUCUGUGACAUAUUCAGAUUAGGGUUAUUCCAUUACGUAUUCCCAAAAUUUGACACUAUUUAUGGAAGUCAUAUGGUGCGAUUGAAGGAGAAUGGCAAAAUACACAUUUUCUUGGGCGUUUGGGACGUUUGUAGCAAAUGCGCUAAAGAAUGGAUAAAAAAAGUAGGAAGUGGCCUCGGUCUCCAUUAGUUACAGCUGAUACACCUAUUACAAGUGGCAGGAUUGACAUUUCAGUUGUGGGCAUUACUGUUGAAAAUAUAUAGGUUGAAUUUCUGAAUUAUAUUAUAUUUCUUUAAAUUCCCACUUUGGGUUAUUCAGUGGUGAUAUCAUUUUGAACUAUUGAUGGGUAAAACCUAUUGCAUUUAGAUUUGUUUUCCUGUUCUAAUUCUUGCCACUUCUAAAGGGCGUGUCACGCAUAAGUAUUGUAACAUUCCAAGCUAGUAUUAGUAAAAGUUGUGAUUCUUGUUGAGUUUGUGAAAGUUGGCUGAGUCUGAGCAAUCAAUGGGGGACAAUGAGCACAGAAAAGGUAUGAAAUAUCUUUCACUGUGUAAUCAACACAGGCUACAUGGGGCAAUCCUGCCAUUGAAACAAAAAAUGUUCUUCAUCUUCUAUCGAAAAAGGAACGGUUUUUAAUCGAACUUAUAUAAAUAGAUUGAUUGCUUCUGCUGAGCUAAUUGUUGAUAGUUGAACUAGACCAUAAAAAUGCUUUAAAUGAUAAGUGAUAAAAGACUGAUAUUGAUGUGUGAUUCUUUCAAAGGGUCAUCAGUGAUUGCAUGGUUUUCCAAGGGGGUAAAUGAUAGCUUGAUAUUUUUAGAUAAGAUGAUCUUACGAUUAUUGUUAUAAAUCUUAUUUUAUGAACCCGUUCAUAGUCACUGGCUUUAUCUGAAGUACGGGGUGCCUAUAAUAUAUGAAUCAGUUUGGAUCCAUAGUGAUUUUAACUAUGGCCCACAAGUCACUUCAAUGGGGUGUCGGUCUUGUCAUCAUGAUUUCUGAACAUGCCGUUCGACUUUUAACGGGAGAGUGGAAAUCUCGUAGCGUUCAGAUAAAGCUUGUGAUUCUUGAACGAUGGGGAUGGGAAUUUUAUAUAUACAUAUUUACAACGAUUUUGAGAAAAUCACACCCAUGUGCUAGAAUGCUUUCAGAAAAAUAGAGGUACAAGAGACUUGCGCACAAUAUAGACGGUUCAACUACUACUUGGUGUGUACUCGAGCAGGCCACAACGUGUACAUUGUACACAUGUAGACACUGUCAUAAUUGUGUCGUCGUCUGCUCCAACUUAGCCGCGGAUGUAGGAUACCAUUUUCGUUAUCUGCAGUUUUAAAAACUUUUACAACUUUAUACAGAAAAAUGUUUAACGAACAAUUUUUUGAGAGGUAACAAAGACCGUGGAUAUCUGGAUAGAAUUGGUUAAAGGUGGUAACGAGGUUUUGCCUUGGUAUAGAACUCACUUAGUUAUGGUUAGGCCACCGAAGAAGCUAAAAUAGUAGUUAUCCGAGAAAUUCUUUGUGAUAGAUGGGCAAAUUUAAUCAAUGGUAAAUGUGAAAAACUACAUGUAUGUGGUUUUCAGUGACCAGCAAAGAUAUUUUUGGAGUUCAUCGUUGUUUUAGGAUUUUUUUGUUUUCAGUGACCAACAAAAUAUUUCAGCAGUUCGACGUUUUUUGGGCUUUUUAAAGAUUUCAAACUGACCUCUGCUACUGACUGAAGCGUUUAAAACUGCAGAUCACACCUGGUGUACAAAACAAUUUACUCAAUAUUGUCGCUUGAAAACACAAAAUGUUAACUACAUCAUUGAUGACUUUUAAGUAUCCCACUGCCAAACUAUUCAAUUAGACUAUCUGUAAAUAGGUUUAAGAGAGUAGAUAAUUAUUUUCAUAUUGUGCGUUAGGUGGCGUAUGUGAAUAUUCAAAACGUCAUUGCGUGCGCUAGUCUUGUGACCGUGCAAUAUAUCAAAUAUGUGUAGUUGUAGUUUUUUGGUUUAUUCGACGAUGGACCGGACAUUUAUGAAAUUCCCUGAUAUGAUAGCUCUGAAAUAACUAUUUUUCUUUAUCUCUUCAAACGUCACAAAACUUGUUUAUAUUUACAAAUAAAAGAAUGACUUCUCGAAAAUUGUAACAACCCACGGGACGAUUUCCUUGAUACGAGUAAGGUUGAGUUUUUUUUCUAUGUCGAUGAACAGUUCAGGCAAAUGCUUAUGUCCAACGCAGACACUUUCAACUUUUGAUAAAAGUGUCCCGGUAUUGUUUUUUGAGUUAGUAUGUAUGUCACGUACUGUUCUCAUGGUAUGUAUCACGAUCUUAGAGCUAUUGGUAAUUUAGGUGUAUUUUGUUUCAAAAAUGGUGUUGUUGUCUAAAUCUUUAUUUCUGAUAACUGGUGCGAAACGGCAAUAUUAGUAAAUGUAUUUACUUGCGACACAUUCAGAUCGGUUGUAAAGUCAUAAAAAAGUUCGACAUUUUUGUCUUGUUCAACCAUCCACCGCUUAAGAAUGAUAAUGUGACUUACUUGUUCAUAUUGACUCUGAAAUGUAUUAUAUAGAGGUUUCUUAGACUUUGAAAUCUCCAUUCACACAAUCAUUUGCACGCGUAUGGGCUGAUGAGAUCAUCAUGGAUAUUGAAAUAUAUUCCGAACACAUGAACUCUAUCCAAUAGUACAGUCCUAGCAUUUGAAUUUAAAUUUCAUGUGUGCAUACUAAAAAAGUACCAACCUAUUCUUAAAACGAUAGUGAACAAGUUCAAGAGCAGGUCAUUUUAUUUUCGCUGUAUUGUGUCAAAAUUAAACAUCUGAGAUAUGAACUUUACAUUAUUUAUUUUGGGUCAUUCUGCUAUAUGCUAAACCAAGAUGAAAAGUAAUUUAUUUAAAAGGUGGAAACAAAUCCAGGUAUCCAGCAAUCGAACAUCACUAAUAUUUACUUAACGAUAUGAAGCCAUUAACGAUCAAACAAACGCAUAAUCGAAACAUUUUGCACUGUAUAUAAGAUAUGGCACUGUUUUUACGUAUUUUUUCUUGCUGCACCACCUGACAUAAAAGAAGAACUGGUUUCAAUUUCUUUUGGUUAAAAAGGUGUUAGCUAGCUGGUCUGGCGAUUUAUCAGCAUGUAUUUAUUCAGAAAUUCUCUAGAAAUGCAUAAUUAAGCAGAGUGCAACUGAUGAACUGUGUAUAGCGACGGAUACAGGAAUACUUCGUCAUGUUAUACUAUUAUAGAGGUACCCCACAAGUUCUAGCCAAAUCGGACAUUUCCUUCUUGAAGAAGAACUGUCUCAAAAUAUCGAUCAAUGAUAGGUUUAUGGGACCAUCAAUCUUGGAUGGCUCAUUUUGGCCAAUAUUUGUCCUCCAUUUAUGCGUGGUAUCCCUUGAAGCAGAGCAAUUGUCUUCAAGCAUCAAGUUCUCGAGUUAUAAAAUGUUGAUUUUUGGUUACAAACUUUCAGGCGUAAUUUUUCAAUUUUCCUGAAUUUUUUGCCAAAUAUGAAAAAAGCCAUAAAACGUCAUUGCCAAAUAUAAAAUAUGCUACAGCGUCAUUUGUGCUGUCACGUGAGCUGUAUUUAGUGUAUAUGAGUCAUAUUAUGUUGCAUUUGAACAAUUUGAACAAAUGUUUCAGAAACAGUGCAUAAACUUAUUCAACUCUUGAACUACUAGUAGUUCGAAGUUAGCAUACGCACCCGUUGACUGUGUAAUUGUUUCCAAUUGUUCUAUGUAAUCAGUUCUUCCAAGUUCACUGAUUCGACGCACACAGGAGAGGUUAUUUGCAUGCAAAUGAACUGAUUGAGAUGUCAAUUCAGCAUGAAGGUUGAAUUGAGUUCGUAUUGAAAGGCACAUAAGGAAAGAGUCAAAUGGCAGUUUGCUUUGAACAGGACUUCGAAGUCUGUUAAACCCAGACACCGUAAUAUUUUUAUGAAAUGUAAAUAUUUUUGUUGGUAUUUUCUCUCAACAAAUUUUAAACAAACACUUGUACCCACCUGAGUUCAAGUUCACCUUUGUGUCUGUUCCGAAAUGUGGGUUAAGGUCGUCCUCUUCAAAACAAACACGGCCGACAUUUGAUUGGAGGGACGUUUUGUGAUUGGUAAGGACAAUGAUCGCAAGAAUCAUGUUAGCUUUCCAUCGUGUUUUAAUCGUCGUAACUGUUUGGCUUACAAUGUACUUGUACAGAUUUACACUCUAGCCCCGCCUAGUGAUAGAAAGUAUAAUAGGUAUUUGAUAAAAAAACUUUUCACUACAAUCAUAAACGAGCACUUUGAACAGAAUCUAGAAACCUGCAUUUACUUCUUGAAAGUUUACAUCCCUGGAUCGACAAACUUUCAGGAAAAAACAUUAUUUAAGUUUGUUUAUUUUAAUUCAUGAAAGAGUAAUUUGUUAGUGAUACAUUGUGCUGCUUCGCCUUCGCCUCAAAUUGUUUUAUUUCAAAUUUUAUUUGAGUGUUUACAGUGGCCUAUUUUGAUGUUAACUCAUAAUUCUAGACAUGUCAGCCUCGAUUACCACGGUGACAACGCGUUUGACCGAGGCUGCAAAUUUUAGAAUGAAUUGUUGUUGUUGUUACUGCGAUCGUUGCCAUAGUUACCGGUGUUCAGAGUAUAAAAACUCGGUGUUGAAAAUGUUGUUGCAUUGUCCGAGUGAUCGACACUUUUUUGUUAAAUAGAAACGCAUUUUAUAAUCACGUUAUUUUGUUUGAAAAGUGGAAAUAUAUGUAUAUAUUGAAGUGAGACAGCAGACGACUUGCACUUCCGGCGCGCAUGCGCGGUCGUUUAAACUUUGUGUGUCGUUCGGAAAUGUACAUUUUCUUAUUUUCCCGCACAUCGUUUGUUUGUUGUUUGUAGAACGAGGUCCAAUGUUUCUACGUUUGAUAUAAGAUGUGUUCGUAGCAGUACUCAUGUCGUGGUACAAAAUCACUCUAUUGUAAACUGGUUUCAGCUCUGCCGCCAGGGGUUGGCCAACAUUUAAGCGCCGUCUUGCGACAGAAUCUGGAACCAGUAUAAUCUACAUUGUUGAAACAUACUGCACUGGUCAUCUACUGUAUACUACGAAUAAAUACAUUAUUGCGCAUUGUGGAAGAUAAUUUGUAUAAAACUACCGUACGGAAAUACACAUCCAUUCAUUAAAAUA